CACCUUAUGCCCCCAGGAGACUGCUCUGUAAUAUGCCACCCAUUUUGACCGCAGCUCAUUAACAAGCUUCAUGUUCAUACAUCCACGCUUGGUGGUCACACAGGGCGGAGCUUCGAGCCCACAAGCCCUGGCCACUGGGCACGGCCAAAAUCUCGCGAAGCAAUAAGAGCUCACUCUUAGCGUAACAUUGUGUCGGGUGCCGCGUAGACGAAUAAAUAUGGGGUUUUUUAAUGUUUUACUAUUAGCGCACGUCUUGGUAUACUUCUGCUCUGGACAGCCACCUCUGGCACGGACACCGAGCCCAGGCCAGGGUCCUGUGGGCACCCGGGGGCCUGCAGGGUCCCCGGGAUCUCCUGGCCGUGAUGGAAACGAUGGUCUGAGAGGACUUCCUGGGGCACCUGGACAAACUGGAGAGAAAGGAAACCCUGGCCCCUCGGGAGUCGUGGGAAAAUCUGGGCCACCUGGCAUUCCCGGUAGCGACGGAAUUGUAGGUCCUUCUGGUGACAUUGGACCUUCAGGGAGCCUGGGACAAAAGGGAAACCAAGGACCGCCGGGUCCCCCUGGGUCAUCGGGACAACUACUGGGCGGUCCCCCGGGCAUCCCAGGGAAAAAAGGACCCUCAGGAGGAGUUGGUCUUCUUGGAGCUCCCGGGAACAGUGGGCCUCAAGGCCUGCCCGGACCACCAGGGCCACCUGGCCUGGAGGGUCUUCCUGGAAUCAUGAGUGCAGAUGGCAAUGCAGAGAUUGAGUGCGUAGCUUCGUGUCACCCUUCACUUCCGGGUCCAAGUGGCGUCAUGGGUCCCAAGGGUCAAAAAGGUGAAAGGGGAGAGUUGGGCGUGCCAGGCAAGCAAGGUCACAAGGGAGAAGAAGGACUGCAGGGAGAAACGGGCCCACCUGGGGACUCGGGCAGCCAGGGGCUUCCUGGCCUUCAAGGAGUGACUGGUAUGGUGGGCGCUAAAGGCGACACAGGUCUUCGAGGAAAGGAUGGAAAACAAGGUGUCGUGGGCAUCGCUGGACCUUCGGGCGAUGAAGGGCCCAGGGGUAUUACUGGAAAGCCUGGAAUUAAAGGAGACACGGGUCUACCCGGUCCUCGGGGAAAGAUUGGGUAUCCAGGACCAAAAGGAGACCUGGGCCUUGGAGGGGUCAAUGGCCGUGAUGGGAUUACAGGACUCCCCGGCAAAAAGGGUGACCCAGGCAAGCCAGGAAGCGUUGGAGAGGUUGGGAUCCCGGGCGUUCCGGGCUCACCCGGCUCUUCUGGAGCAAAAGGGGAACAAGGCGGAAAGGGCGAACAAGGAAUAUCAGGAGCUGUGGGGCCAGCUGGCCCACAAGGGAAAUCGGGUGACAAAGGACCUCCCGGAAAAGGUGGACUCAUGGGAUCAGAUGGACCACCGGGUGUUGCAGGGAAGCGUGGUAUGAGAGGUCAUGUCGGAGUACAUGGAAUCGUGGGUUCAAAAGGUAAUCCCGGCUUCCAAGGUCUUCCCGGGACAUCAGGACUGCCUGGAAUUAAAGGAGAAAAGGGCUUAACGGGAAUAGUUGGAGAAAAGGGAGCCGCUGGUAUUCCAGGGAUUGAUGGUUAUGAAGGAAUCAUCGGUGAUGUGGGGCCUCAAGGUGAAUCAGGCCCCAAAGGAGAUACGGGACCUGCGGGAAAAACUGGGCACCGCGGCGGCGAGGGCCCCCGUGGAGAAGUGGGCAAGGAGGGGGCCCUCGGGCUGCCGGGCCCGCUGGGCCAGCAGGGCGAGACGGGGCUGCCAGGGAGCACCGGGAAGGAGGGCGAGCCUGGAAAGGAGGCAACAAAUGAACACAUACAGGACGUGUGCAUGAGGGUGAUGCAAGAACAACUUGCCCAGCUGGCUUCUGGCAUACCUCGCCGAGAUCCCGGAGCCAUGGGGGUUAUGGGCCCUCCUGGGCUACCGGGGCCCCAAGGACUACCAGGCCCCAACGGAGUCAUGGGCCACGAAGGUCUCCGUGGCCUGCCUGGCCUUGAGGGCUCUCAGGGCCCCAUUGGAAACAAAGGAGCCAGAGGAAUUCAUGGAGAAAAGGGAGACCAAGGUGAUGCAGGUUAUGGGCCUAAAGGUCUCCUUGGCAAUAUAGGACUAACAGGCAGAGAAGGCUCUCCCAGCUAUGGCCGCGAUGGUUUGGAUGGCCCCAAGGGCCUCCCUGGACCCUCUGGCCGACAGGGACGACCUGGUUCUCCAGGGCCUCCAGGAUCUCCAGGCUACUGUGACCCAGCCUGCCAUGGACCCAUUGCUUUCCAAGGGCCGGCUUCUGAUGUAAAAGGACCAUGAGUAAAACAAAUAAUAAUAAUGAUACAAUCUUUGACAGCAGUUAUACAUCGUUUAAAUGAUCAACAUAAUGUGGUACUUAAAUUUCUACAUUUGUGGAACAUUUUUUGUGAGUAAAUGAAAGCCAGAAAAUAGUUGUUGUAACUUUGCUCCUAAAGUGACAAUUCAAAAACAACUGUGUAUUAUUUUGUUUGUAUUGUAUGUCGUUAGAAUGCCCAUUCUUGCUCUGUGGCAUGAAAAUAAAUCAAUUUUCUGGAAUAAAAGCGGCGAUAUUGCAACUGCCCAUACUACUUGAAGGUGCAUGAUAAAAGUGGAAAUGGAGCAAGUGCUGGUAUUUCGUUCAGGGUGUCUAUAAUUUUGUUUUAAGUUUGGAAGGAUCCCUUAAUUUGCAGGAGAGUAGAAUAAUAGCAAGGCCAAGUUUGUAACCAUAUUGAAAAUGUGACUUUUUAUCAUUUACAUAAACCAAUAACGCCACCUGUGUGAGGUCCUGGCAAGUUAAUGAUGGUGGCAUCCACAAGCCUUGGGAUUCCACUUUGAAAGUGCACUUUUCUCAAUCAUACUUCAAACCUGUUGUUUGGGCUAGAAGGCCCAAUGCAUGCAACCUCGGUGCCUGUACAGCUUAUGGUGUGGAGCAGUCAAUAGCAAAACAAGGAAAAUGACUUUUAAUAAAUGAAUCAUCAUACAGAAGACUACUCUGAAAAGCAAGUCAUGUUUUCGUAUUUUGUGAUGGGUUUAUUUUGACUUCUCUGUUAAAUCACGACACCAAAUGUUUUUUUGUAAAUGACUUUCAAGAUGUGAUGCUAUAAAUUGUAUUUUCACCUGGAUUACCUUCUGUUUUUCUUUUUGUCAACAGCUUCUCAGUGUUAACUGAAUUACCUUGGCUGUUUUCUCCCAUGUUAUAAAUCUUAAGGCUAACAUUAUCCGGACACCCUGCAUCUGUUAAACUAUACCACAGAUUGAGCAAUUCACCAUUUUAAAUUGUCACCUUACGUGCAUUCACGCAUUGAAGACUCACAUUCACUCAUAAUCACCCUCGUUUGAAAACUUUGCAAGCAUUUACAAUCAUUAAAUGACAAUUAAUACCUUCAGGAAAACAAAACAAUGUUAAAUUCAGUACAAAACAGUGUUGUGUCUGUUGUAUUGACAACCAUCGCAGAACAUGGCUUUAAUACCACUAUCUUUUGGGAAAAUUCCAGAACUGGUCACUCAUUUAUAUUGUAACUGCUAAAUGC
This is a messenger RNA of Petromyzon marinus (sea lamprey), 3513 nucleotides long. RefSeq lists its product as uncharacterized. The record is from RefSeq and is a predicted model, not a curated record. Lineage: Eukaryota; Metazoa; Chordata; Hyperoartia; Petromyzontiformes; Petromyzontidae.